AUGGCUUCACGAUUUUCUCCUCGACGGCUUCUCAAGCCUUUAGCAUACGGCACUGGACUGGCCGUGGCAGGGACAACUGUCAUGUACAUUGCCUAUAGACCUCGAAAUGUCCCAGGUGCAGAAUCACUGGCUCCGAAACCACCUAGAAGAGACGAAAACGGUGUUAUAAUCCCACCGAGAUUUCCCUACAUUAAAACGAGAGCCGAACAAAUCGCCGACCUUAGGAAAUCAUCAUCUGGGUCCUCUUCCGAAAUAUACGAUCUUCUCAUUAUUGGCGGCGGAGCUACAGGCACGGGUAUAGCUCUUGAUGCAGCUACACGAGGUUUAAGAGUUGCCGUCGUGGAAAGAGACGAUUUCAGCAGUGGAACAAGCAGCAAAUCCACCAAACUUGUUCACGGUGGAGUACGAUAUCUGGAAAAGGCCGUGUGGAAUUUGGAUUAUAGCCAGUAUCAAUUGGUGAAAGAGGCGUUGAAAGAGAGAAAAUCCUUCUUGUACACGGCACCCCAUUUGUCGUCAUGGUUACCGAUUAUGUUGCCUCUGCAAAAAUGGUGGCAAGCGCCCUAUUUUUGGGCCGGAACCAAGUUUUACGAUCUUCUCGCUGGAUCAGAAGGCAUUGAGAGUUCAUACUUCCUCCCGAGAAGUAAAGCUCUCGAAGCAUUUCCUAUGCUCAAGAAAGAAAACUUAGUCGGCGCCUUGGUAUACUAUGACGGGCAGCACAACGACUCCCGAAUGAACGUUUCCCUGGCAAUGACUGCCACUCUGUAUGGCGCCACGGUAGUCAACCAUCUCGAAGUGACUGGUCUGGAGAAAGACGCGAAUGGCAAACUUUCUGGUGCUCGAGUACGCGACCUUAUUGCCCCCAAGGAUGGAAAACCCAGCGAAGAAGUCUCGAUCAAAGCAAAAGGUAUUAUCAAUGCAACAGGCCCGUUUGCCGAUUCGAUUCAACAAAUGGACAACCCGGGUGUGAAGGACAUUGUUGCGCCGAGUCUGGGAGUUCACGUUGUUCUCCCUGGUUAUCUUAGCCCCCAGAAUAUGGGUUUGAUUGAUCCGUCGACAUCCGAUGGCAGAGUGAUUUUCUUUCUCCCAUGGCAAGGAAGUACCAUUGCUGGUACGACCGACACUCCGUGCGCUAUUUCACCGAAUCCAAUUGCAGGUGAAAAAGAUAUCGAGUGGAUUUUGAACGAAAUCCGCACAUAUUUGACUCCGGACAUUAAUGUACAACGAUCGGAUAUCCUUGCAGCGUGGUCAGGUGUCCGUCCCCUGGUGCGCGAUCCCCAUUCCAAGAAUACCGAGUCUCUUGUCCGCAGCCAUCUCGUAACCGUCUCUGAUUCUGGACUGUUGACCUGUGCCGGUGGGAAAUGGACUACUUACCGACAGAUGGCCGAGGAAGCAGUCGACAAAGCGAUUGAAGUCUUUCAAUUACGGCCGAAGCCCGUCAGCUACGUUCCCGACAUUUCCGGUGUCAACGGUACUGAUCCGACGGUCAAUCUACUCAAUGGCACGUGUCAAACUCACCACAUCCGCCUUCUCGGAGCGCACGGAUAUUCGACAACCCUGUUUAUCAAUUUGAUCCAGCAUUUCGGCCUCGACGCCGACGUAGCGAAGCACCUCGCAACCGACUAUGGCGACCGAGCGUGGGAUGUUGCGGCAUUAGCUUCUCCCACUGACAACCUCGAGCAUUACCCACUUCGCGGCCAGCGCCUGUCUUCUCUGCAUCCAUUCAUUGACGGUGAAGUACGAUAUGCCGUGCGCAGCGAGUAUGCGCAAACCGCUGUCGACGUUCUCGCCCGACGAACGAGAUUGAGCUUCUUGAAUGUUCAAGCUGCCCUUCAUGCUCUUCCGAAGGUGAUUGACAUCAUGGCUGAGGAGCUGAAUUGGAGCGAGAAAAGGAAAGAAGUUGAAUGGAAAGACACUGUCGCUUUCCUUGCUAGCAUGGGUCUCCCUAACGAUAUGCUCCAGAUCACCCGCGAAGAGGUAUUAGAUGGAAUGAUGAGCUCGAGCAGUUUGGCGCCUACCAAGGGCUCUUCCAAGGCCGUGGUACCUCUGAAACCGUCAUUGGGACCCGUUGGGCAGGCAUAUGGUUCGCUUCCUUGA
Molecule: messenger RNA, 2094 nt
Organism: Rhinocladiella mackenziei CBS 650.93
Lineage: Eukaryota; Fungi; Ascomycota; Eurotiomycetes; Chaetothyriales; Herpotrichiellaceae
Exons: 2
Coding region: 1-2094 (697 amino acids)
Biological process (GO): glycerol-3-phosphate metabolic process
Cellular component (GO): mitochondrion; glycerol-3-phosphate dehydrogenase (FAD) complex
Molecular function (GO): glycerol-3-phosphate dehydrogenase (quinone) activity
Source: RefSeq, a predicted model, not a curated record